AUGCAGCGUCGGCGUGCGUGUGCGGCCCUGGCGCCGAUCCUGUCGGUGCUGCUGGGCCUCUUACUCGUCAAAGGCGACACAACUGAAAAGUACAGCGCCUUACUUUUGGGCAAUGAGGUGAUUCCAGCAGUCAACACCAAAGCCAGUGGCACUGCUAGCCUUAGCUUCACUGAGCAUGUCACAACCACUGGCGGCGAAGAUCGCCAUGAAGUCAGGUUUUGGACUGGGGACUACACGAUUACAGUUGCAAAUCUGACCAAUGUGCACACCGUGGAGGCACACCAGGCACCCAGAGCGUCCAAUGGAGAGCUGGUCUACUACUUCUACGGCCCCAACGACAACCCCACUGCAGUGGUGAACAACGGCAUCCUGGUGUCAGGCAGCAUUGACAAGGGGCAGCUGAGGGGCCCACUGCGCAACAAGAAUGUGAGUGACAUGAGGGACAGGGCCCAUGAUGGUGACCUGUAUGUGCUCGUUGUCACCACACAGAAUCCCAAUGGGGAGCUGCGCGGCCAGUUUGAGCCAGCCUAG
Molecule: messenger RNA, 531 nt
Organism: Coccomyxa subellipsoidea C-169
Lineage: Eukaryota; Viridiplantae; Chlorophyta; Trebouxiophyceae; Coccomyxaceae
Exons: 4
Coding region: 1-531 (176 amino acids)
Source: RefSeq, a predicted model, not a curated record